AUGGAGUGGAGUGAACAGUACGCACAAUCAAUGGCCAAUAUUAAACCCGAGAAUUUCGAUAUGGGAUCAGUAAUUAAACAAGAGAACUUCGAUAUGGCUGUUGUUUCUCAAAAUGAUGUAAUGGUCUCCAUGUCAAGCGAUGGGGGUACGACAAUUCUUUCUUCAGGAGAAAUGAGUAACGGGAUUGUACAAGUUCCGUCAAGUGAUGGACUUAUGGGAUCUCCAUCGGCGAAAGAAAUUGAACGUUUCAAUAAUCUUUCCGAGGAGGAACUAAAAAACAAAUCCCUUCCUGAUCACCUAAAAGAAGGACUUGAUAUUGUUAUAGUGGGGAUUAACCCUAGCUUGGCCUCAGCACACGUUGGACACCAUUAUGCUGGUCCUGGAAAUCAUUUCUGGACAUGUUUAUCACAAGCUGGUUUGGUUCCAAUGGCUGUCAGUUGCUAUGAUGAUUCUAAAAUGUUGGAUUACGGUAUCGGAUUCACUAAUGUUUGUACAAGACCAACCAAAGGUGCAGCUGAACUUACACGUAAGGAGAUGAAGGCUGGUGCAGCAAUCAUGCUUGAAAAAAUGAGAAAAUACAAGCCAAAAAUUGCCGUGUUCAAUGGUAAAGGCAUUUAUGAAGCAUAUGUUGGACAUAAAAAUUUUUGCAUGGGAAGGCAACCUACAACUUUGGAUGGUACAGAUAUAGUCAUCUUUGUGAUGCCUUCGUCUAGUGCACGAUGCGCACAACUUCCGCGUGCUGAAGAUAAACUUCCAUUCUUUUUAGCUUUAAGAAAACUACGUGAUUAUGUACGUGGUGAUUUAGCUGAAUUACCUGAUUCUGAAGUAGUGUUCGCUGAUUAUACCGAAUUUCGUGUCACUCAACCAGAUCCAAAAAGUUUACGUAAAGCUGAACGACGUCGUAAACGAAAAGCUGAAGCGGCAGCAGCGGCCGCUGCUGCAGCUCUUGCUGUAAAUUCUGGUGAUGGAACUUUAGUGAAUGGAAUUGUUUCAAGUCAGGUUAUGCCUAAUGAUAGCGCUAAUGUUACAGCAGUUUCUCAAGCUUCAAAUGGUGUAUCCGUUGAUGGUAAAGUAAAAUCCAAAGCAAAACCUAAACGUAAAAAGUCAUCCAAUAAUAUUAAUAAUUCAACGGAACAAUCAUUACAACAAACUACAUCCAUACAACAAAUUAUGAAUGUAACCGGUAUUACUACAAAUAAUACAACUGGUAUAACAUUUACAAAUUGUACAACUGAUUUACAAUUACAACAUCAACAACAUGUCUUACAGCAACAAGUCCUACAACAACAACAACAACAACAAACAUUUCUUCUGCAACAACAACAACACCAGCAGCAGCAGCAACAACAACAAUUCCAACAACAGUUCAGUCAACAAUCUGUUCAACAACAGCAACAACAACAAAUUUUACAACAGCCACAACCACAACAUCAAAUGAUUGUUAGUGCUGGUGGUCAUUUUAUGUCUACUACACCAAUGGUCACUUUGUCAACAAUGGCAGCAGCAGCGGCGGCGGCUGCCGCUGGUGGAACAGCUACAGCUAUACCUGUUCAUCCUGGUGGUACUCAAACAGCUGUAGCAUCGGGUUGUUAUGCUGCUGGUACGCCACAAUUCCAAUUUUCUAAUAAUCAUCCAACUGGUACAGCACAACAAUUUUUUAUUAGUCCACAAGCUUCAAAUUUAUCUGCAGGUAAUGGUGGUAAUACUGGUAGUGGUGGUCAAACACUUUUGCAAUGGUCUACAACUCCAUGCACUCAAGGUGUUCCAACAACUGUUCAAUUUCAACAGCCCAAUCAACAUCAACAACAGGGAAUUGCUGGAACUUGGCCAAAUGUUUCUACAAUUUAUCAUCAACCACAACCACAACAAAUUGGUACAGCUAUCCAGUCACCUUCAGGAGGAGCUGGUACUCCGACAGCUGGACAUACACAGCAGCAACAACAACAAAUGUUCACACAACAACCAGGAGCUAUGCAACAAGCUUCAAUUCAAAUGGCUCACCAAGCACAACAGCAAUUAUUAUUUACAUCACAACAUCCAGUUGGAUUACAAGCAGCCGCUACUGGCGGUGCUCCACAAGCAGCUUAUCCACAACAAGUGUAUUUGGCACAGGCCCCUGCUGGUGCUAACGGUGCAGGAACAUCAUAUCAUCUACUUCCUGUUGGUUGUCCUGCUUCGAAUUUCACAAGUUUAUUAUUAUCCGACCAACAACAACACCAGCAACAACAAGCAUUAACACAAUGCUCUACAGCAGCAACGACUGGAUUACAUCUUCAACGAGGACAACCUACUGUUCAAAUUCAAACACAACAACAAGCGUAUCAGCAAACUCAACAGUUUCAACAACAUCAACAAAUUCAAGCUCAAACGCAUCAAUUACAAUCAACACAACAACAAGGUACUAUAAUGUCUACUGAUAAUAUUACUGGUCAAACUACUGGUCCCAUUGGAUAUUCUAAUAAUAAUACUCCACAAUUUAUUACAUUAGCACCAGGUGCUCCAUUAAAAGUUAUGGCUGUUGGUCCAAAUGGUCAACUUAUUCAAACUACUGGUUUACCACAGUUUAUGCCAACUGGACCAGUUGGUAUGACUAUAAAUCACCAACCUACAGCAUUACAAUCAAAUCAGACAUCGAUUACAGUGACUCCUCAACGUCGUGUUGCCACACCUCAACAACAACAACAACAACAGCAGCAGCAGCAACAACAACAGACAAAUGGACGUAUAGUAUCGACUGCUUCAACAGUAGCAGGAUUUUUCUCUGGGACAGCUAUUUCAUCCGGUACAAUUCCACUUGUACAACCAGCCGCUGGUAUAGUGGAAGAUCUAGUACAGACUACAAAUAAUACUAGUUUGAAUACUGCAUUAAGUACAGGAGAUGAGAAAUUAGUUUACACAGCUUUAUAA
Molecule: messenger RNA, 2907 nt
Organism: Schistosoma guineensis
Lineage: Eukaryota; Metazoa; Platyhelminthes; Trematoda; Strigeidida; Schistosomatidae
Source: the annotation of a GenBank genome assembly